Molecule: messenger RNA, 1516 nt
Organism: Malania oleifera
Lineage: Eukaryota; Viridiplantae; Streptophyta; Magnoliopsida; Santalales; Ximeniaceae
Product: THO complex subunit 4D-like
Exons: 8
Coding region: 496-1341 (281 amino acids)
Biological process (GO): mRNA export from nucleus
Cellular component (GO): nucleus
Molecular function (GO): mRNA binding
Source: RefSeq, a predicted model, not a curated record
AUGGAGAAUAAAAAUUUUUAAACGCACCCGUAGCGUCAACUCCAAAAGUAGUCUGCCGACUGCCAUCCGAGCGCCUGAUGCGAACGCACCAGGAAAUCACUCAGAAACCCUAGAAUUUGAAUCCCCAAAUACAUCAUAAUUCUUGAUGCUCCUUUUCCUCCUCAAGCCCUAAUUGUUGUUUCUUCGGAAACCUGCCCUCUCUUUCUCCCUUUCUCUCCGUAAAAGCCUAUCUUUUUCUCCGAAAUUCUCUUUCUAGAACACCCUCUUUCGCUCUCUACUUAGCUCUGUGUUGUUUUAACCUGUUCCACCUCCGACGCUGCUAUAUUUUCAGGAUUUUCACGUGUCAUCUGCGAAAAUGGAGUGAAAAUUGGGAACAAUAGAUACGCACUCGGUUCUAGGGGAAAAAAAUGGAAAUUUUGACUGAAACUGACCCCAAAGUUGCAGUUUGGGUUUUCGUAGUCUGAAAUACCCUUAGAGGGUUGCUUCGCAGAUCUUAUGGCUACUUCACUGGAUAUGUCACUUGAAGAUAUUAUAAAGAACAGAAGUAACAUUGAGAGAGUCAGGGGACGAGGUAGGGUCCACCGUGGCCGAGGGGCAGGAGGUCCAUUUAGUGGUGGAAGAUUGAUGGGGACACUCCAUAGAGGCCCUCUCAGGGUGAAUGCCCGGCCAUCAGCUUACGCCAUUGCCAAGCCUGUCCGCAGAUCAAAGAAUUUCCCUUGGCAGCCUGAUUUGUUUGAAGAUAGCCUUAGAGCUGCUGGAAUCCAAGGAAUAGAAAGUGGCACAAAGAUAUAUGUUUCCAACUUGGACUAUGGGGUUACAAAUGAAGAUAUAAGGGAGCUUUUCUCUGAGAUUGGCGAACUGAGACGAUAUGCAAUUCAUUAUGACAAAAAUGGCCGCCCAAGUGGAUCAGCUGAAGUAGUUUAUGUGAGAAGAAGUUAUGCAUUUGCAGCUGUUAAGCGUUACAAUAAUGUUCAAUUAGAUGGGAAGCCUAUGAAAAUUGAAAUUGUAGGUGCGAAUCCAGAGGUUCCUGUUUCGGCCCGUGUGAAUGUGGUUGGUGGAGUUGAUGGAAGAAAGAGGAGGACUCUUGUUAUGACGCCUGGAAUGGUCCCUGCCAGAGUUCCUCCUGCAAUUAAUCGUGGUUUUGGUCAGAGGAACCGUGGGGCUUUAGGGACUAGCCGUGGUGGCCGUGGCCGUGGUCGUGGUCGUGGUCAUGGUCGUGGUCGUGGUCGAGGUCGUGAUCGAGGGCGUGGUGGCCGUGGGAGGAAGCCCACUGUCGAGAAGUCAGCUGAUCAGCUUGACAAAGAACUGGAAAAUUACCAUGCUGAAGCAAUGCACACUUAAUUUUUCAAGUUCUUUGAGUUGAAAUAGUUGCAGCUGCAAAAACCCAGCCAUGGUAGAUGUACAAAUAUUGAGUUGGUUAAUUUGGAGGUGCUGUUUGUCUGCCUUUUAUUGUUACUUCUGCUAACAAACGUGCUAGAUAACAAGUAUCAAAGAAAUAUUUGUUGUGUUAUGCUAA